AAAAGGUUGCAUGCCCUUUCUCGUGCUCUGAGUUUCUGUUCCGUUCUUUUCUUCUUUACUGAAAAGCUGUGGAAAUGUCAAGCGAUUUUAUUCUUUUAUAUCUCCGGCUUUGAACUUGACCACUUUGUGUUCAUCUUUUCAUCUUACUGUAGGGUCUUUUCACAAUGCUUUCAGCUGCUUCUGUGGUUUUUAAGGAUUUAAACCCAUGGGAGUGGGUUCUGAACUUCAAACUCCUGUUCAAGUUACCUUAAACUCUUUCUGGGAUACUGUAGCAUACUGACCAAGUAGAAAUUUCGUUGAACUUUGGAGUUGGAGCAAACCAGACCGGUCUCAAUGAUUUCUCCAAUGGAAAUUAUUCUCAACCUGAUCACACCAGAGUCCUCUCCAUCCACCUCUCCGACAAAUACAAUUGAGAGGCUGGAGGGCAGUCUGGCUCAGGCAUCACUCUGCAAUGUGGACAGCGCUCAGGCCGGGUCAGAGGACUCGCCGCUCGACCCCCAGCGGGCACGGCAGACCAUAGCGCAGCUCCAACAGAAGAUCCUGAGGCUUACGGAGCAGCUGCGCAUCGAGCAAGCGGCACGUGAUGCAAAUGUGGCCGAGUACCUCAAGCUCGCCAACAACACCAAUGACAAACAGCAGAGCUCCCGGAUUAAACAGGUCUUUGAGAAGAAAAACCAGAAAUCGGCAGCGAGUAUCGCACAGCUACAGCGCAAGCUGGAGCACUACCGGCGUCGUCUCCGCGAGGCUGAGCAUGGUGGUGACGCGGCACGCCAGCACAAAGGUGUGCUGCGCGAUGUUCAGCAGGGUCUACGUGAUGUGGGUGCGCGCGUUAUCACAGGUCUUAAUGACGGUGUGGUGAACAGCGUGCGGGGCGGCCUGUCCAGCUUCUCACACGCUACACACACUGCGGCCGGGGCCGUGGCCUCUAAGCCACGCGAGAUCGCCUCGCUCCUGCGCAACCGCUUUGGCAGCGCCGACAAUAUUAAUGUGCUAAAGGAUGGAGAGGAUGUCAAUGGUGCCAACAGCAGCGGGCACUUGCAGGGCAGCCCACGGUUUGGCAGCGAGGAGGACUGCUCAAGUGCAACGACGGGAUCGGCCGGUACCAACAGUGUGACAGGGGGAGUGGGAGGCCCACCCAGCUCUAGGGGCAACACACUGGAGCGGGGAAAUAGCAUGGGCAUGGAGAUGCUGUUACAGGAUGUCCAGGAGCUCAGGGAGGUUCAGGCUCGUCUAGGUGAAUCUCUGGAGGAGCUAAAGGCCCACUGCCAACGAGACUACACGUUGUCCUUACGGAUACUGCAGGAGGAGCGGUUCAGGUGUGAGCGGCUGGAGGAGCAAUUGAACGACCUGACGGAGCUUCACCAAAAUGAAAUACUGAACCUAAAACAGGAGCUGGCCAGCAUGGAGGAGAAAAUGGCUUACCAAUCCUAUGAGAGGGCUCGAGACAUACAGGAGUCACUGGAGGCCUGUCAGACACGCCUCUCCAAUAUGGAGCUCCAACAGCAACAUCAGCAAGUGGUGCAGCUAGAGGGCCUUGAGAAAAACACGGCGCGCGCCCUGGUCGGCAAGCUAUUCAACAUCGUGCUCACAUUUAUGGCCGUUAUCCUGGUGUUUGUGUCUACUGUGGCCCCCAUGAUGAAAACACGCAGCCGCAUUUUCUUCACACUGCUCCUCCUCCUGCUUUCCAUCUUACUAUGGAUAAACUGGGACGCACUCUCAGGACACACACUUCGAUUUCUUCACGUGCCAAGAUGACGACGACGACGACGCUAACCUCAACGCCAGUGGUGCUUUGGACAUCAGGAAGCCACAGCCAACAGUCAACCAUCCAGAGACAUGAAAAUAAUCUGUGAAAAUAAACUUCCUUUUUUUAUUUUAAAGAAAAGGUGUAUACGUUUACAUUUUGAAAGUAUGAAUUUAGUCUGCCUUUUCGUGUGGCACCUUUUUAUAAGGACAUUGUAAUAAUGAUAAAUGUUAUUCCAUCAAUUUAUAACACAUUUUGUUUUCUAUUAUGAUCAGUUGCAUGUAGCAUCAAAGUCCUGUUACUGAAACAUGUCAUGGGAAUUUAUUCAGAUGUUGCACUUGAAAAUUUCCUCCCCAUCACUGCCUUUGUUAGAUUUGUUUGUAAAUCUUCCCGGCUGCCUUUAAGGGGAGGAGUGUAUGCACUUUCAGCUAUGAUUAGCAGUGUUAGCCUAUUCUGCCAUCAUUUUGUUCACUGCACUGGAUUUAACAUUGAAGGGGGAACCUGAAUGGACUGAUGGACAUACUUGAAGAGGAUGGUACUAUAGGGAACUUCUGUGCUUCCGUGUUGUUUCUAUUAGCAAUGUAUUACCACUUUCAGGAACUUUAUAAUAUUUGAAUGGUAAAAAAAUAAUAAUUAAUGUUCAUUGAA
This is a messenger RNA of Silurus meridionalis, 2392 nucleotides long. RefSeq names its product transmembrane and coiled-coil domain family 1a (gene tmcc1a). The record is from RefSeq and is a predicted model, not a curated record. NCBI's taxonomy places the organism in Eukaryota, Metazoa, Chordata, Actinopteri, Siluriformes, Siluridae. The transcript has 5 exons. Bases 334 to 1755 code for a protein of 473 amino acids. Gene Ontology annotation, cellular component: endomembrane system.